Molecule: messenger RNA, 4318 nt
Organism: Triticum aestivum (bread wheat)
Lineage: Eukaryota; Viridiplantae; Streptophyta; Magnoliopsida; Poales; Poaceae
Exons: 2
Coding region: 44-1216 (390 amino acids)
Molecular function (GO): protein binding
Source: RefSeq, a predicted model, not a curated record
UCUCCACUCCCACUCCCACCUCCGCCGCCACCAGCCGGCGACCAUGGCGGAGGAGGCCGCGGCGCCUCUCCUCCACGGGCUCCCAGAUGAGAUCGUGGUAUGGGAGAUCCUCAUCCGCCUCGACCCCAAAUCCCUCCUCCGCUGCCGCGCAGUCCGCCGCGCCUGGCGCUGCGCCACCUCCGCCCGCCGCUUCCUCCUCGCCCACCACGCCCGCCAGCCAACCCUCCCCAUCGUCUUCGGCGACAGAUACCGUAACAUCCUUGCCUUGGAUCACCGGGCCUCCGCUGACGCCCAACUCCACACCAUCGCCCGGCUUGACGAGGACUUCAUGCUGGAGGCCUCCUGCGAUGGCCUCCUCCUCCUCUCCAAGUUUGACCACAUUGUUGGCUUUCGCACCUACCUCUCCGUCUGCAACCCGGCCACGAGUCAGCAUGCCUCCCUGAGGCCACUGUCAGGUUUUGACAUCUUGGGGAUGUACCCACACAGCCCUACCGGUGAGUACCGUCUGUUACUGCAACGGAUGAACUACAUGGACUCGUCUGAAUAUCAAAUUGGCUUCUAUGUCUUUGGGUUGGGCUCCAACGAGGCACCGAGGUACAUCGGGUGCUCAGAGACCAAAUUAGCGUUGGCGUUCUUCAAUGUACCUGUCCGGCUGCGUGAUAGCUUGCAUUGGUACCCACUGGAGUACCGGACUGAAAGCGACCAUUUGGAGUAUGAAGAAGAAAGCAAACUGGUGGUAACAGUAUUCGACACCAUAGCUGAGUCGUUUCGGCAGAUGCGUGCUCCACUUGUUUCCACCAAUUCAUCUAUCUUUAAGGUGGAUGACAUGCUUGGCAUCUGUAACUGUAACCAGGCCUUGGAAAUUGUUGAUAUAUGGGUGCUGCAGGACUACCAAAGUGAGGUUUGGGACUUAAAGUACCGGAUUGAAUUGCGGCUCGACGAACUCACAAAACUCAGGGGGGAGCUUGAAGGCCUUGAUGGUGAUGGCAAUUGGAGUCUGACCGCUGCUUCGGGUGAUGGUGACGUGCUCUUGCUGGUCAGUUUCAGUCACUGGAGUUUUGGUCACUGGCUGUUUUACGUUGACACUGAUGGCGAACUGGUUGCUAGCUUCCAAGACUUAUAUGCCUGUAAACAUCGGUUCAAACAAACUCUUGUUCCACAUGAUUUGUUCACGACACUAGAAGGUCAUGCUGUGGGCGCCUCACCACUCAUUUGACGGGUGCUUCUUAACGGCAUAGUUUUCGUAUCCUCAUAAGCUGCAAUGUCUGUGAGUUGGAUCAAGUAUGAGCAUGCUGAUUUUUUCUCUUGUGUUGAUGUAUAAAAGGUUAUGAUCAGUAGUGACUCUUAUGUGGUUACAUAAAAUCUAUGCUUGUUUCGAUAUCCUUUCGGGAUGCAAGAAGUGACUGCUGCUUGCGUUGAUGCUAAAAUUACCAAGCCAUUUUGAUCCGCCUCAUGUCUCUGUUUUCUCGGGUUGAGUACUUGCUAUAUUCUAUUUAUCUAAUGUCUUCACAGUACUUGAUAUUUAUCAAUCUUUAUGCCUCAUAUCACUAUUUCUUUGACUGAAGAAUUGGUUUUACCUAUGGAUCUAGUGGUCUUCUUAAUAGUCAGUUUUUAGUGUGUUUCCUGUUUGUACCCUUUGCCGUAGCUGACAAUGGGAAGUGGCAGAUUUUCUCUUUGCUGACUUGCGAGCGGCACCUGACUUCUAGAAUGCUUUGGGGAACUGCUAGUUAAAUUGAAUUUUCCAUAUUGCAUCAUAAUAGUCAAUUUCUCAAAGAAGUGUCCUGUUAUAAUUUUGUUUUCUUCAUGCAUCUACCACUAUGAACUGUGACUCUCUGUGCUACUGGUUGUAACUUGUAACUAGGAUAUGAGCGCAGAUGGUGUGCUGCUCUCUCUAAAGCAAACUUGGCUUAUGUAAUUUGUGGGAGCUGAUGGUCUGUUCUGGGGCCAUUUUACGUGUCUGUCAUAAUAGGCUGUAACAGUUUAGUUUUAUCUCUUAUAGGAUUUGGACAUCUUUCACUCUAACAAAUGAUUCCAAAUCUUCUUGAUUUCUUUCCUAAAGAAUGAUUUUAGGUUAUGUUCCAAUGUCAUAUUCUGGACCUUUGCCCAAGAGCUAACAAUUCGGAGAAACGAGGGGAUAGGGCUGUUUUCCUAAAGAAUGAUUUAUUAUCUCUCAUUAUUUCAACUCAGCUGUUAACCACUUUGGAUAAAGGCUUCGUGUGAUGCUUGUAGCACAAUUGCUCUUAAUAACUUCAGCUGUACUUGAAAGUUUUUGCUUGAGUCAACCAUAAAUGCCCCCUAAAGUUUAUGCCUCCUGGAACUGUGCUGACGUGGAAGGCGUGUGUGGGUCGCUCCCGGGCAUGUAGGCAUCGGCCUGCCGUCGAAGAGAUCACCUUGCUGCACGGAUGGAAACCUAUGCUGGCUAUCUCAAUUAUUCGGUUAUUUUCUUGCCGAUCCAAGUUCCAAAUCCACAGUAGUAUGUCAAGCUUGGUCUGUCUGCAACCUACUCUUUGAUCAACUCUAAGUUGAAUGUGAAAGUUGCCUGCCAGACUUGUCCUGUGCCUGAUUGAGAGCGACAUCGUUCACCAGUAGCUGUUUGUCUGAUUAUAUGUGCAUUCCUGCUUUACCUCUUGUUUACAACUUCAAUAUAUAUCUUCAGGUAAGGAAAAUAUGCUCACCCUUUUAGUAUAGCUUGUGUUUGUGAACAAAACGAUACACCGAUGAUGCAGGUGAUGCAGAAUAGUGUAAUAUGUUACUUUCUUCAUUUAUUCUUUGUUGGAUUUCUUUGUUACUGCAGAAAAGUCAGCUAGAUGAGUCUGGUAGAUUCAGAUGUUUACAUACUAUUUUUUCUAUGAAGCAAAGUUGUUUAGAACUCAAUCUCUAGAGCUCAAAAUGUCUUUGUAAUGUGGCAACAGUAAGCUUGCAGAGAACUGUAGUUGAAAGUAACAUGAACGAUUCUGUUCCCUGUGGGCUUUGGUUCUGCAGAUAACAGUAGUUGAAAGCAAUAGUAAGCAUGCAGAGAACAGAAUUCUGCUUCUACGAUUGAACCUUUGAAGACAUACCGUGCCUCUGUUCCCUGUGGGCUUUGCUACUUUUGCAAUUAUGUUCUAAGCAAGAAACAGGUAUUGGAUUUGCUUACUGGUGAUCUAUGGAACUGAUGUAUGCUGCAGCCAGACUUAGAAAAGGUAUGAGUGUACUGUUUCAUCAAUUUUUGUAAUGCUCCUGAGCGUCGAUGGUUCACCCUUUGUAACCCUUUUGUAAUUUGUUCCUUGUUGGAUUUUUGGGUGUUGCUACCGAAACACAAAUUUGUUGGACAGUUGUUGUGAAGAACUUAUAAGUUGUACUUUCCAUAUAUAAGUUGCAGAUGCUUUCCAUACAAAUGUUCCGAACAUGGCUUGUUUUUGUUGUUUCUAGAUGGGUCCAGUAGAUUCAGACGUUUAGUUUUGCCGUGCAGGUGUUGUACUUCACAUUUACUAUAAUGCAUUGAUUGGAUCAUACUAUGAAACAAAGGUGGUUUUGAAUUGAACUCAAUCUUGAGAGCUCAAAACGUUUGUGUGAUAUUGCAACAGUAAGCAUGCAGAGAACAGUAGUUGAAAUGAAAGUAAGAUAGACGAGUGGAUGAGCUAUUGAAUGGCAGGUACAUGCACAACUACACUUCUCACCCUAACUCUAUAAAUACUUCUUCACUCCCAACUGCUGCAUCAAGUCUGGGUUCCUUCUGAUUGAGUUGGGAAACUGUAGUUUACCAUUCAGCAGCAGUUUAUCUUCUUUUUAUCUUACCGGUUCAGAAGUUUAUCUUGGCGAGAUGGACCCGCAUGGGCCUGGAGGAGGACCGGGUUGGGGAGGCCCUGCAGGGUGGGGCCCAGGAGGGUGGGGUCCGGUUCCACCUGGUGGGCCUGGGUUUCCUGGUGGCCCUGGCCCUGGUUUCUGGGGGCCUGAGUUCGGUGGGUUCUUCGGAUCCUGCUUCUACCUCCUGUGCUGCUGCUGCCUGCUCCAAGAUUGCUGCGGUCCUCUGUUCGGACACCCGGGCCCUGGCGGUCCGUCGCCUCCUUUCUAGCCUGUGGAGCUGCGGGUCAUAUCCACCACAAGAAACAAUGCACUUGAGAACAAUUUCUAGACUAUGUAUCCGCGGAAACGCAGUUGUGUGAAGAUAUUGAAUCUUGGGAGUUCCCCUUGCUACUAUGUAAAUACUACUGAAAAGCAUACUCAUUGUCUUAGUAGUAUCUAUCCUGGAGAUCAUUAUUUCAGUCCUAGUUUUCAUAUCCUCAUGAGCUACAAUGUAUGAAUUGGAUCAAGUAUGAACAUGCUGAUUUCUUCUUUU